Racocetra persica is the source of this 1710-nucleotide messenger RNA. The record is from the annotation of a GenBank genome assembly. NCBI's taxonomy places the organism in Eukaryota, Fungi, Glomeromycota, Glomeromycetes, Diversisporales, Gigasporaceae.
AUGCCAACUCUGUGGUUUAAAAAAAAGAAUAAACGAGUAAAAGACAAAUCUAACACUGACGAUUAUGAUGAUAAUGAUUUUCUAAAUUUAACUUCAUUAUCCGUUACCACUACUGGUUCUAACUCGAACCUCUUAGAGGAACGUCUCAAACGCUUUGAAGAUGAAGCUGGUCAAGUUAAUAAUACGGCAUCAUUAACAAAGAGGAUCUCAUAUUUACGAAGAAGCAGAGCAAAUGAAGUUUCAAGGGCAAUUACUAAUAUUGAAGAUUCAAUGAAUGUUGACCUUUGCUUCGUUCUGGAUUGCACUUGCUCUAUGUAUGACUAUAUUAUAGCUGCUAAAGAGCAUAUAUUAAAAGUGGCUAAAUAUUUAAACCGUAAUAAUUCAAAUAUCAAACUCUGGGUCGGUUUUUGUGGUUAUCGUGAUCAUUGUGAUGGUCGCAAUCGUUUACAGAUUUUUAAUUUCACUAGUUCAUACAAAAAAUUUGAAUCAUAUAUAACCCAUAAAGUGGUGGCUAUGGGUGGAGGUGAUUUCCCUGAAGAUGUCCUAGGAGGUCUUAAUGCUGCAAUAACUAAUAUGACCUGGAGUAAUUCUACUCGUAUUCUUAUCCAUAUUGGUGAUGCACCACCACAUGGUCGACAUUUUACUGACGAAACAAAAGUAUAUGACAAAUUUGAUAGAUAUCCGAAAGGUGAUCCAAAUGGUCUAACCGCUGAAAGUGUGCUAAAAGAAAUGCAAUCAAAGAAUAUUUUAUACCAUUUUGGAAAAAUUAAUGAUUCCACUGACAUUAUGCUUAACAUAUUUCGUGAAAUAAUCGGUGACUUUCCUGUAUUUGAUCUUGGGUCUACAGAUGGUGAUCCUGAAGAAUUAAUCAACAAAUUUUGCAAAGCUACUUGUUCUGCCAUCUUUACCUCUAUUGCAUUAACUACAUCUUUAAGAAAUCCAAAGGACAUUUACUCUUUGCAACGAAAAAAACUUGAAAUUAAUCCUCUCGAACCUGAUUGGUCUACUCUUCCAGAGAAAAAUGGCGAAAUUUUAAGUUAUGUUUUGCCCAAAACUCUGGAUGAAAUUAAGGACGAAUGUUAUUUUAUUAAUUCAAACUUCACUGUUCAAAACAUUUCUUUUAAACUUGCUCCACAACCAUUCUCUGUCGGUGCUGAACGAUAUGCUUAUUUUGCUCUUGAUAAUAAACUUGAACAAUCUGAUAGAUUAGUAAUUAAAAAAUAUCAUGAUAUUAAAUCAGGCACUAUAGAACAAUACUUGGAAUCAGUGGAAAUCUCUAGUGUUGCUUAUUUCCUUUCAACAAAAUUUAAUCUAGCUGCACAACGUGUCGGUGUUAAAAAGAAAGUUACAUUUGUUGAUGUGAAAGUCUUGUGUGAUAAUUCGGACAAUAAUACUUACUACUCUGUAGAAAGGUAUAUCAAUAAUGCAGAGUUUAAACGAUUUAAUGUGAAUAGUGGUGUAAUUACUGAAUUUCAUUCAAUUCUCGAGGCAUUUGCUCAUUUCACAUAUAAAUUUACAGGUGGAUAUUUGGUGGUUUACGAUUUACAAGGUGUUGAUUUAGAUGAUGAGUUUUUGUUAACAGAUCCGGCAAUACAUUGUAUUGAUUUAUUAAGAUUUGGUGUAACGAAUUUUGGAAAGAAAGGAAUUGAGAAAUGUUUUUUGGCAAAUCAUAAAUGCACUGAUAUUUGUAAAAAGUUGAAAUUAAAUUAA